This is a messenger RNA of Zonotrichia leucophrys gambelii, 2010 nucleotides long. It is a transcript of the gene FGF3, whose product is annotated as fibroblast growth factor 3. Gene Ontology annotation, biological process: animal organ morphogenesis; regulation of cell migration; positive regulation of protein phosphorylation. NCBI's taxonomy places the organism in Eukaryota, Metazoa, Chordata, Aves, Passeriformes, Passerellidae. Gene Ontology annotation, molecular function: fibroblast growth factor receptor binding; growth factor activity. The record is from RefSeq and is a predicted model, not a curated record. Bases 1115 to 1801 code for a protein of 228 amino acids. Gene Ontology annotation, cellular component: cytoplasm. The transcript is spliced from 3 exons.
GCUGUUGAACCUUUUGCCUUCUUUUAUAUUUAUUUAUAGGUAGCUCCAUCCUCUUUUGAAAGCGUAGGCAGUGGUGUGAAGCGACAGGGUAGCGAGGGCAGCUCCGCGCCAGCUAAUGAGACUUUCCAGGAGUCAAGGAAAAGGAUUAGCCACGACUUCUUGCAAAUGCGCUAGGGGAUGUACAUCAGAACACUCGCCUUACUUUGCCUAAGUUAAUUUGGGAAUGAUUAAAUCGUGAAAGCUCUAUCUAAACAACGCCUAAUAGUCCCUAAGAGCGAGCUGAAUGAUUUGGGAAUGGCUGUUUGUGCUGCUCACCGGGGGCAGAGCAGGGCACCCGCACACGCACGGCGAAUCCCGACUGCGAGCCCGGGGGUUCUCUGCCCCCAGCGCCUCCCGGGGAGCCGGGACCCGCACCCCCUCCUCACUCCUCUGCCUUUAACACUCCCCAAAGCCUCCUCCCGAGGAUGGAGCAUCAUCAUCCCCGUCCAUCCCCAUGCUCGGCUCGGCGGAGGGUCCGCGGGGCGGGCGGCCCCCGUGCGGGGGUGUGCGGUGUGAGAGAGAGAGAGAGAGGGAGAUGCUGUGUAAUUUUAUCCACGCUGCACUCUGGGAGUUCACACGAGACUGAUACCUUUUGCCUCCUCUCUGCUCCGUAUCAAUUGGUCGCAGAUCGGGCUAUUGUUGCAGGAAGCUCCUUUUAUUUCUAUGCUCCGUCGAUCAACUAUUUUCCCCCCAGUCUCCUGCCGAAAUUCAGCGGCUCCCUCCUUCUCUCCCUCCCUCCCUCUCUCUCUCCCUCCUUGCCUCUCUGUCUCACGCAUGCCGUCUGUCUAUCUGGGAAUCCAAGGAGAAGGCUGAUCACGGCAGCUGCGUGUAACACAAACAGCUGGGACUCUUCGGUGCCCUUUGCCGAUGUCUAUUGAUUUAAGUAAAUCUGAGACAGAUAAAAGGGCCCGGAUCGAGGCUGAUAAAACCCCGCCGAUGCUGCGCGGCUCGCAGCAGCGUGCGCUCGGCAUCUCCAGAGCGCUGCAGGCAAGACGCCUUUAAUGGGAGCCCUGGUGCCUCUCGCUGCGAGCCUCGCUCUCCCCGGCAGACCCAGCGCCGCGGCCACCAUGCCACGAUGGUUAUAACCUGGAUCCUGUUCCUGGCCCUGCUGCAGGAGCCGCGCUGCCCGGGCCGGGCCGCGGCCGUGCCCGAGCCCUCCGGAGCCGCGCCCCGGCCGCGCCGGGAUGCGGGGGGACGCGGCGGUGUCUACGAGCACCUCGGGGGAGCGCCCCGCCGCAGGAAGCUCUACUGUGCCACCAGGUACCACCUGCAGAUCCACCCCAGCGGCAGGAUCAACGGCACCCUGGAGAAGAACAGCGCCUUCAGUAUUCUGGAGAUAACUGCUGUGGAUGUUGGAAUCGUUGCCAUCAAGGGCCUGUUCUCUGGCAGAUACCUGGCCAUGAACAAGAGGGGAAGACUUUAUGCAUCAGAGAGCUACAACGCCGAGUGUGAGUUUGUGGAGCGCAUCCACGAGCUGGGCUACAACACGUACGCCUCGCGGCUGUACCGCACCGUGCCCGGCCGGGCGGGCAGCCGGCGCAGAGCCAGCGCAGAGAGACUCUGGUACCUCUCCAUCAACGGCAAGGGGCGACCCCGCCGGGGCUUCAAGACCCGCAGGACACAGAAAUCCUCUCUCUUUCUGCCCAGGGUGCUGGACAACAAAGACCACGAGAUGGUCCGGCUGUUCCACGGCAGCGCCAAAUUCCGGGAGAGUCUCCUGAGGGCGCCCAGCAGGAACCAGCGCAGGAGGAGAGGGCACUGAUGGAGCUGCUGGUGGGGCUGGCAGGGACUGAGCCUUCAGAGAGCUACCAAAGGACUCACAGCUGUGAUUGUACCAGGGGCAUGAACACUGACAGGUUUUAUACUCUCUGUGAUAGAACCAAACCCCACAUCGCUUGCUUGUAGCUGUUGUAGGUUUGUUACCUGUGGGGAAGGAGAUGGGAGGUAAGCUGAGGCACAGUGAAAGGUAGA